Molecule: messenger RNA, 2061 nt
Organism: Dipodomys ordii (Ord's kangaroo rat)
Lineage: Eukaryota; Metazoa; Chordata; Mammalia; Rodentia; Heteromyidae
Product: chromosome unknown open reading frame, human C10orf67
Exons: 15
Coding region: 1-2061 (686 amino acids)
Source: RefSeq, a predicted model, not a curated record
AUGGCUGAGGGUGCGAGCCAGACCCUGGAGGACCGGCCCGAAACAAGGGGGUGCUACAAGAUCCUUGAGGUCCUAGAGGCCGCGAUUGAACAAUUCCAGUUCAACCCCAGACUCACUAUUUCUGAUGAACUAAAGAUUGGCUUUUUCACAUCAGAUCAUGCCACUCAGACUGAUUGCAGUGAAAUUUUGCCACUAAAAGAAUUGAGUUCAUCUACAGGAAAGUUGGUACAGAUGAUUACAUCCUUCAAGGUGGAUUUUGGGUGCAUCAAAGAUUUGCUUCAGUUGAAAUUUGAGGAUCGCCUUAAAGAAGAGUCUUUGCAUAUCAUCACUAACAUGAACGAUAGGAUCAUGGAUGUUGAAAACCAUUAUCGCCAGAAUGAGGACACCAUGAGGAAAUCCUUUCAGCAACAGCUGACGGAUGCCAUAGCGAUGGUCAAAGGGAUGUACCAGCGGUACUUUGAUGUUGAGGAAGAGAAGUCUGCCUUGCAUGAUGCGGCAAAUUUCCAACUGGGUAUUUUAAAAAGAAAGUUGAGGGAGAGAGAUGAUCUUAUCAAGGAAUUAAAAGAGGAGCUCGAGAGAUAUGAAGAACUUGGUUAUCAAAAAUAUGACCCUUUGAAAGAUACCGGCUCCCCCAGACCUGAUGUGGAUUACAAAGCAGAAUGUGAGAGACUGUCUCAAGUCAUUGCAGGACUAGAAGAUGAGAUCCAAUUCAAUGUGAAAGAGAAUUCAGUAUUAGAAGAUGAAAUUUUAAAUCUGAAAGAGUUUGCAGAGCAGGAUCAGAGAACUAUUCAGAAGCUAAUGGAUGUUAGAGACAGAUUGUUAGCUGAACUUGAAGCUGAAAAAGUACUAGUUCAAGAAAUGCCGCCUCCCCGGGCGCGGGAGCUGUUUCCCCGGGAGCUGCUUUCCCGGGAGCCGUCUCCCCGGGAGCCCCCUCGACGUGAGCUGUUUCCCGGGGAGCUGCCUCCCCGGGAGCGGGAGCUGUUUCCCCGGGAGCUGCUUUCCCGGGAGCGGGAGCCGUCUCCCCGGGAGCCCCCUCGACGUGAGCUGCUUCCCGGGGAGCUGCCUCCCCGGGAGCGGGAGCUGUUUCCUCGGGAGCUGCUUUCCCGGGAGCGGGAGCCGCCUUCCCGGGAGCCGCCUUCCCGGGAGCCGCCUUCCCGGGAGCCGCCUUCCCUGGAGCCGUCUCGGCCUAAGCCGGCUCUUCGUGAACCUUCUCGGCGUGAGCAGCCCCUGGGUGAGCAGGCCCCGCCUGAGCUGCCCCCUCGUGAGCGGACCCCGCGGGAGCGGACCCCGCGGGAGCGGACCCCGCGGGAGCAGCGCCCACGAUCGGUGAGAUACACCCCAGAACCUGUUGUACUGACUGAACCAAAGAAAUCAAAAGAAGCCAUGGCCAAGGAAACAAGACAGGAAGACCUUAAAGCACGGGACCUAGAAAUUAAUUUAUUAAGGAAGAAUUUAGCCUAUGAGAAAAGGAAGCUUGAAAGAUUUAGAAAAGAAGCAGAUCAGAUAAACAGAAACUGGGAGAGGAAAUUUUAUGUCCUCAGGAACAGCUUUCAUGUCCUUAAAGAUGAGAUGUUUACUAGACACACACUGUUUCGUCAGUUUGCACUGCUCGCUGAUUCAUCCUUCAAUUAUCUUAUAGACAACAAGUUGCUGCAGGUUAUCAGUGACCCAGUGGUCUUCACAACUACACCAAGAGAGACUGGGGGCCUCCACACAACUCGCCUCCAACAGGCCAAGCGUCGGCGCCUCUCCAAAGCCACCGCGGCGCAACAGGUUGUUUGGAACUGGCGCUGCCCCACCAGGGAAGGAGUUGGUGUUAAGUUGCUGGGACCACGCAAGGGCCAAGACUCCCUGGGAAGCAAGGAUAGAGUCUCCAGAACCUGCAAGCCGGACCGGAGAGAAACCUGCGCCCAGCCACGGUGGCUGCUAGCGCUGGCGCCUCGGCCCCUAGACAAAACCAGCUCGCCACAACCUGCGCCCUGGGCCACGGAGCCCUUGGCAUGCGGCUGCUCCAGGGCUUCCCGACGGGCCAAGGGACGUAGUUGUCCACGGUCUCCUUAG